Molecule: messenger RNA, 2241 nt
Organism: Oncorhynchus gorbuscha (pink salmon)
Lineage: Eukaryota; Metazoa; Chordata; Actinopteri; Salmoniformes; Salmonidae
Gene: tfr2
Product: transferrin receptor 2
Exons: 17
Coding region: 69-2117 (682 amino acids)
Biological process (GO): endocytic iron import into cell; transferrin transport
Cellular component (GO): external side of plasma membrane
Molecular function (GO): transferrin receptor activity
Source: RefSeq, a predicted model, not a curated record
AGAGAUUGGACUUUACACGCUGAGAGAAGACGAGAAGGUGAGAAGACGAGAAGAGAGAUCAAAGACACAUGGACACUAUUAGAAGAUCACUGCUGAGACAGCCUUCCUCCUCCUCCUGCUCUAUCUAUCAUCGUCACUCAGUAGGAGGGGCUGAGGGUAACGAGGUAGGUGGGAUUGAGUUGAAGCUCGACCAACCAGAGUCCGAGGAGGAGCUGGAAGCGGAGCCUAAAGGUGACAUCACUGCCUUGGUGUUACGGCAACCGCUGCAUCACAGGAAGACCGUCAUCUACCUAUGUCUCUCAACACUCAUAUUCACUACAGUGUGUGACUGCCAGAGGAUCCAGAGGAACUCUCUAUGGAUGGUGGAUUCACAGGGAGAGGUGUUGGAGGAGAUUCCUCUGGAAGAUCCAGACUCCUACUGUGCCUACAGCGCUAUUGGCACCGCCACGGGGGGCGUGGUGUAUGUCAAUUACGGCCGCCAGGAGGAUUUUGACUGGCUGCAGUCUGCGGGAGUGUCUGUGGUUGGCUGCGUUGUAGUGAUGCGUGUGGGGGGCGGGGUUAGUUAUGCUGAGAAGGUGCUAUUGGCUCAGAAGGCUGGAGCAGGCGGAGCCUUGAUCUAUCCAGAUCCUGCUGACAUCCCUCAGGACCCUCGACGCCUGGGGUUGAACAGUUACACCGCUAUAUCAGAACAUGUCCAUCUGGGAUCAGGUGACCCCUUCACCCCUGGCUUCCCCUCCUUCAACCACACCCAGUUCCCGCCCACACAGUCCUCUGGCCUGCCUGUCAUCCCUGCUCAGCCAAUCAGUGCCAACGUAGCCUCCAAGCUACUCAGUCAGUUGACCGGUCCAGUGUGCCCGCGCGGUUGGCAGGGCCGGCUGCCAUACGUCCGUUGUGUCCUGGGGCGGGGCUUCACCUCUGCAGACGGCAGGAGGAUCAGGAUGGGGGUCUACAACACCAUGACUCCUGUUCUACUGAACAACAUCUUCUCUUCUCUGGAGGGAAGGAUAGAACCUGACCAGUACAUUAUAAUGGGGGCCCAGAGAGAUGCGUGGGGGCCGGGGGCGGUGAAGGCCGGGGUUGGAACAGCCAUCCUACUGGAGCUGGCUCGGACCUUCAGUAACAUGGUGCAGAACGGUUUCUACCCCAGGAGGAGUCUGUUGUUUGUCAGUUGGGACGCUGGAGACUUUGGGAACGUUGGUGCCACAGAGUGGUUGGAGGGUUACCUGUCCAUGCUACACCUGAAGGCUGUGGCGUACUUCAGUCUGGACCAGGCGGUUAUGGGUGAUGAUAACCUGUCGGCCUACACUAGUCCUCUACUGCUUGAUCUAAUAGAAUCAGCCAUCAAACAGGUGGAGCAUCCUAAACACACAGGCCAGACCAUCUACAGCCAGGCAGAGAAAGAGGGGGGCAGCUGGAAGAUUAUUAAGCCAUUGUACCUGAACAGCGGGGCAUAUAGUUUCACAGCCUUUGGAGGAGUUCCUGCUAUGGAGCUACGCUUCAAUGAGGACUCCCGCCCCUACCCGUUUGUCAACACCCCAUUGGACACCUCCGGGCGACUCCAGGAAGUCCUGGGGGGUCGUCUAGGGGUCGUAGGGCGGAGCCUAGGAGAGCUGGUUGGUCUGAUGGUGCUGCGAUUGGCUCACGACCACAUCCUGCCUCUACGCAUCACUACCUACUCCCAUACUGCACUGCAGUUCAGCGCCCAGCUCAACAAGCACUCUGCCGAGCUACAGGCUCGUGGUCUCUCUCCUCAGUGGGUGUUCAGUGCUAGAGGAGACUACAGCAGAGCAGCUGAGACCCUGCAGGAGGCCAUACUGAACUCCGAUGUACAGGACGAGACUAUGACACGUAUCUACAAUACACGCAUGAUGAGGGUAGAGUACUACUUCCUGUCCCAGUACGUGUCUGUGGUUGAGACUCCGUUCCGUCACGUUAUGCACGGUCGGGGGGAACACACUCUGAGUGCUCUCACCGAACACCUUUCUCUACUGACCUCCGACCCCAGGCACUUCAACGAGGCCCUUUUCCGACGGCAACUAGCCCUGUUCACCUGGACAUUGCAGGGAGCCGCCAACGCUCUGAGUGGAGACAUUUGGAACAUAGACAAUGUCUUCUAACAUAAACACAUGUAGAGAUGUAUACACACACACACACACACACACACACACACACACACACACACACACACACACACACACACACACACACACACACACACACACACACACACACACACACACA